Messenger RNA from Hymenoscyphus albidus, 3050 nucleotides. The record is from the annotation of a GenBank genome assembly. Lineage: Eukaryota; Fungi; Ascomycota; Leotiomycetes; Helotiales; Helotiaceae.
AUUCGAUGUUAGAGCCGCUUCCAGCUGCCCCACGCCUCCACCCUAAUUAUCGUCUUUACUCACAUACUUUACAGCAAUCCAUUGGAUUUAAUUUCUUCGUGCUACUUGGUCAUAUUCUUCUGUCACAAGAAUUCCAAUUCUCGACUGGAAAUCUUCUAGAACAAUUGAUAUUCCGGAGACAAAUUUGGGCCCUUGAAAUACAUAGCUGAUCAAACCCCUAACAUGACCUUUUCUGGGGAGCACGACCUGUUCCAACAGAAUCUCGAGCGAUUUGACUUCAACAUACAGUUUGAACAGCUGUUUUUCUCCAUUAUACCGUCCGUCUUGUUCAUCGUAACAUCAUUAUGUCGGACACUCUCAAGACUCAAGAAGCCCACUGUGGUAAAUGCCCCAACGUUCCGGUUCAUCAAAUUGGUAAGUUCACUCUCUGCCUAUUAGCAGUACAGGGUAUCGUCGACAUGCUAAAUGCCAUCUUGUAGUGUGCCAUAACAAUAUAUAUCGUUCUUGAGCUCUCGCUCCUGGUCUUAGCUACCACUGGGCCUUUUCAGAGCAAGAGCAUGUUUGUAACUGCCUCAGCUCUCAAGCUUACGGUAGCCUUCUUCAUGGUUACUUUAAGUUUCAUGGAUCACAAUCGAAGCUCAAGACCUUCGGUGAUACUGAGCAGCUAUCUGUUCCUGACACUUCUCCUGGAGGUAGUGUAGGCAAGGACAUUGUUUCUAUCAUCGGACGACAGACCUCAGCACACCUUCGCAACUGUCUUCACUGCUGCCGUGGCAUUGAAGGUUGUGAUAUUGCUACUGGAAGCUCAGCAAAAGUCCAGAUGGGUAAGCUGGGACAAGAAAGAGCACAGCCCAGAGGAGACGAGCGGCAUUUUCUCCCUCGGCGUCUACUUCUGGCUUAACAAAAUGUUUCUUGUGGGCUACAGGCAAAUCAUGACGGUUGAGGAUCUCUACCCACUUGAUAACUCUUUCGACGCCAUAUCGCUCCACGACAGAUUUUCCGCAAACAUGGAUUAUUCCGAAUUGAAAGGUGACAACUUUGGUCUUGUGAAGGUGCUGACACGCACCCUAAAAGUCUCUCUUUUGGUUCCCAUACCUUUUCGGUUGGCACUCAUUGGAUUCACAUUUUGUCAGCCCUUUUUCAUCGAAAGGCUGCUGAAUUACUUGGCCGACCCCAACCGUGAUACCAAUGUCGGAUAUGGCUUCAUAGGCGCCAGCAUCUUGAUCUACUCAGGAAUUGCUCUUUCCAGAGCCUUUAUUGGUACAACACAAUCUGCAAAAGUGUUGUUACAAACAAAAACCAAUACUGAUGCGAGAUCACAGGUACCUCCACCACCGAACGCGUACUAUGGCAAGAUCCAUCCUAGUUACCGAGACGUACAUUAAGGCCACAAAAGCUUCUUGUAUCGGGACUGGAGAUGAUAGCGCUGCGUUGACUCUGAUGAGCACCGACAUGGAGCGGAUCUGAAUGGGCUUUAGGACCCUUCAUGAAGUCUGUGCAGCUUUAAUCCAGGUAGCUCUUGCUGCAUGGAUGCUGCACAUUCGCUUAGGUGUGGUUUUCGUCGCCCCGAUUGUUCUCGUCAUAGUUUGCUUUACUGGUCUAGCAAUCCUUACCAACUUCACUGGUGAUUCUCAGAGGGCUUGGAUGACGGGAGUCCAAGAACGUGUCGGGCUGACCGCUUCAGUCAUCGCCGGGAUGAAGAAUCUGAAGAUAUCGGGUCUGGCUACUGCCGUCAGUGACUACGUUCAAUCGCUUCGGGUCAAGGGAUUGGCAGCUGGAGCUCGAAUUCGCAAGAUUUUUAUUAUUGCGGCCCUGCUUGGUUACAUUCCACUGUUGAUAGGUCCGCCAAUAACCUUCGCCUUUAGUCAGCGAUCUUUCGAUGUUGCAAAAGUGUUUACAAUUCUGUCUUUUUUGACGCUUCUUACUAAACCAUUGUGCCAAAUCUUUCAAUCUACUCCUGAAAUCAUCUCAGGACUAGCCUGCCUGGGCCGAAUCCAGGCUUUCUUAGAGUCCGGAGAUCGCCACAACUUUCGCCAGGUAAAUGGGGAUAGGAGGCCGAAUUUGGAGAAGGAAGCAGUUGCUUCUCCACUCCUUGUAAAGAACCUGUCAUAUGCUUUUAUGAUUGAGAAUGGAUGCUUCGGUUGGGAAGCAGGCAAGUUCGUUCUUCAGAGAAUAAACACUCGAAUAUCCAAGGCUUCGCUCACUAUGGUCGUGGGGUCAAUUGGCUCGGGAAGUCUACCUUAUGUAAAGCAUUACUUGGAGAGAUUCCUUUCCAUGAAGGGCACAUGGACCAAAGCAGCAGUUUUCCCCACAUCGGUUUCUGUGAUCAAUCUGCGUUUCUGUCAAACGGUUCGAUCAGGGACAAUAUUGUAGGAUUCUGCCCUUUUAACGAAGAGAAGUAUGCCGAAGUCAUCAAGGCCACGGCACUUGAGUUCGACCUUUCCGUGCUUCCAGCAGGUGAUGAAACCAAUGUGGGAUCUGACGGUAUUUCUUUAUCUGGUGGCCAAAAACAACGUGUCUCUCUUGCACGAGCUCUAUAUCUGCAGGCAGAUGUGCUUGUGUUAGAUGAUGUGUUUAGUGGCUUGGAUGCGGAUACCGAGAAGCAAGUCUUUCGUCAGGUGUAUGCACCGGGUGGAUUGCUGAGACGGCGAGGCUCUACAGUUCUGCUAUGUACUCAUAGCAUUAGACACUUACCUUCAGCGGACUACAUAAUAACACUUGGGGAUGGCACAAUCGUUGAACAGGGCAGUUACGAUGAACUAAUUGCUAGUCAGGGGUACGUCCAGCGCCUGAGAUUGGGAGAAUCUGCCAAUAUCGAUGCUUCAUCUGAAGAGGCGGAUUUGAAGAGCGAAUCGUCAUCAUCGCGUCUCACCAUGACGGUAACCAAUAUUGCAUCUAUUGUACCUCAUUCGGAUAUAUCGCGACAGGUUGGCGACAAAACGGUAUACAAGCACUACGUCAAGAGCAUGGGCUUGAUUCCUGCGAUGUGUUCCCUGUUUUUUGCUGCGCUUUGGGGAUUCCUCACUAAUUUUCCGACGAUUUAUGAGUAG